ACGGGCCCUAUCCUGCAAUUUACGAUAGAAGCGCAAGCGCCGUCUAGAUUGUCACAGUUGGUGAAGUGGAUUCUUCCUUGCUGACACUUCGACUAGGAUGAGCUCGGCAGCGCUGGGAUUGGUUGUCCGAGAUGUUGGAUUCCUGCCUAAGAAUGCUUCGAGAAAUUCAGAAGGACGGAUAUUUUGGAUCAAAGGAUCUGUGUUUACUUCACCGCAUGGUCUAAACAUGAGACCGAAGAGCUCAACAAAAGCUGUUCGUGUGGGGAAAAGACGGUCGCUUGGUUCUGAAAAGUCGGCCAGUUUUUUGUGUUACUAUGGCCUUACAACCCCUCCUUAUAAGCUUGAUGCUUUAGAACCAUUCAUGAGCAAGAGGACAUUGGAACUACAUUGGGGAGUUUAUCACCGUGAUUGUGUUGAGCGCUUGAAUAAGCAGCUCAAGAACAGUUCAUUAUAUGGCAGCACCCUGGAAGAACUUGUCAAAACCACCUACAACAACGGGAAUCCAUUACCAGAGUUCAAUAAUGCUGCGGAGGCUUGGAAUCACGACUUUUUUUGGGAAUCAAUGCAACCGGAUAGUGGCAGUAUGCCUUGGGGAAGCUUGCUUCAUCAAAUUGAAAAGGAUUUUGGAUCGUUUUCCAAUUUUAAGGAUAAAUUCAUGGAAUCUGCAAUGGGAUUGUUUGGUUCUGGUUGGAUUUGGCUAGUCUUGAAGAGAGAGGAGAAAAUGCUUGCUGUGGUUAGAACAUCACAUGCUGUUUGCCCUCUAAUUUUUGGUGAUUUUCCAAUCAUAUCUCUUGAUAUGUGGGAGCAUGCUUAUUAUCUGGAUUAUAAGGAAGAUAGAAGAAGAUACGUGAGCAAUUACAUGAACCAUCUAGUGUCAUGGCAUUCAGCUACAUUACGUAUUGUUCGAGCCGAGGCUUUUGUAAAUCUUGGAGAGCCAAAAGUUCCCAGUGGCAUGAGAGCUUGAAGGUAUUUUAAUUAAGGAAGAUUUACAUACGCAG
Phalaenopsis equestris is the source of this 998-nucleotide messenger RNA. Its product is annotated as superoxide dismutase [Fe] 2, chloroplastic-like. The record is from RefSeq and is a predicted model, not a curated record. The transcript has 2 exons. Gene Ontology annotation, cellular component: chloroplast nucleoid. Gene Ontology annotation, biological process: superoxide metabolic process. Lineage: Eukaryota; Viridiplantae; Streptophyta; Magnoliopsida; Asparagales; Orchidaceae. Bases 98 to 964 code for a protein of 288 amino acids. Gene Ontology annotation, molecular function: metal ion binding; superoxide dismutase activity.